UUCUUUAAAAGCAGGCGUUCGGUGUUUUAAAUAUUUUUUUUAUUUAGUUAAACAACGUUAGUGUGAUAAUUAAACUUUUAAAAAUAUGAAAUAAACUAACUUGCAGACUCUGAAAUCAAAACCUAGUUACCAGUUUAUAAAAUAUGGAAUAUGCUAACAAAGCAAUUACUGCCGUUGGCCGUUUAUGGAGAACUAAUAUGUAAGCAAUUAUAAGAGUUUUGAGUCAUUCAAAAUAAUAUAAGCUCUGCCAAAUUUGUUAUCCAUUGAUACUAAGAAUGUACUAUUAAAAGAUAUUUACAUAGAUAAGUUAUUACAUAAUUUAUAAUGAGACUACCAAAAUUUUUUAAUCCACGGGUCCAAAAACGGAUAUUAAUGAGGUUUGGAGUUUAUGAAAAAGUUGUGCCUGUAGAAACAUCACCAAGUAGAAUAGUACCUGCCAGUAUUAUAAGACCUGAUUAUGUAUUAAAAACUACAGAAUAUGUACCAAAAUUAGCUGAAAUAAAAGAUGAUACCCAAAUAAGUGGUAUGAGGAAUAGUUGCAAAUUAGCAGCCUCAAUUUUAAAUCAACUACAUGCAUACAUCAAACCAGGUGUGACAACAGAUGAUAUUGAUGAGUUAGUUCAUAGUUUAACUAUUAAAGCUGGUGCUUAUCCAUCACCGUUACAUUAUAAAGGCUUCCCGAAGAGUGUCUGCACAUCUGUUAACAAUGUGGCUGUCCAUGGCAUCCCUGAUUUGAGACCAUUACAAGAUGGUGACAUCAUUAAUGUAGAUAUAACAGUAUUUUUCAAGCAAUAUCAUGGAGAUUGUUCAAAAACAUUUCUUAUUGGAAAUGUUGAUGAUAAAGGACAACACCUUGUUCAUAUCACAGAGGAAUGUCUAGAUAUUGGAAUUAAAUGUUGUGGUCCUGAUGUACCUUUUUGUAAUAUUGGUGCUGUUAUAAACAGGCAUGCGAAAAGAAAUGGUCUUACUGUGUUACCUGCAUUUCUAGGCCAUGGAAUUGGACAAUAUUUUCAUGGUCCUCCUGAGAUAUACCAUACUUUGAACAGAUAUCCCGGUCUGAUGAAGCCAGGUAUGACAUUCACAAUAGAGCCAGUUCUAUCACAUGGAAGUGAGCACACCGUCAUACUUGAAGAUGGGUGGACAGUGGUGACUGAGGACGGUGCACGGACUGCACAAGUUGAACAUACUGUUUUAAUCACUGAUGAUGGUGCUGAGAUUUUAACUAAGUAAAUGUUAGUUUUAUUGCAAUAAAGUUAUAUAUUAAAAACGUUC
Papilio polytes (common Mormon) is the source of this 1272-nucleotide messenger RNA. RefSeq names its product methionine aminopeptidase 1D, mitochondrial. The transcript has 6 exons. The record is from RefSeq and is a predicted model, not a curated record. Gene Ontology annotation, biological process: proteolysis. Gene Ontology annotation, molecular function: metalloaminopeptidase activity. Bases 325 to 1230 code for a protein of 301 amino acids. NCBI's taxonomy places the organism in Eukaryota, Metazoa, Arthropoda, Insecta, Lepidoptera, Papilionidae.